AUCAUCUCGCGAUUUCGAGUCGCGCCAUCUGCCCUCACGGCAGGGUCUUUCGUUGCAUCCGAGAUCAAAGCACUGGAGGUGCUAAAUCAGAUACACACGCUGCUGCACACCAAGCACGAAGGCUAACCGAUACGGAGGCGAAGAGUAUGGCGCGAUUUUCGCUGCUCCUGCUGUUGGGCAGCGCGAGCGCCUUCGUGACGCCGACUACGCGCGUGCGCGACACGACCCUGCACGCCGUCGAGGCUGAAGAAAUUGGUGACGCCAUUGCGUUACAAGCGUUUAGGGCGUUAGACGCGGUCGUCGACGGCGGCUUCGCUGCCGGAGACAUCCUCCAGAAUAAAGUAGCACCAGCUUUAGCGCAGGGCGGCGACGCGGCGGCCGUGGCAUUAAAGACCAAGGUCGUUCCGGCCCUCGCGGACGGCGCCGAGGCGUUCCAGACGAACGUCGUCCCGGCCGUCGGCGAGGCGAUCACGGCGGGCGCGGCGGGCGCCGGCGACGCGUUCUACGCCUCGCUCCAGGCGGCGCGCGACGCGGGCGUCUCCGACAGCGCCCUGGCCACGGGUGCCGUGAUCUGGGUCGCCGUGACGGGCGCGGCGAUCGCGCGCAAGGCGACGCCCCCGCCGCCGCCCCCGCCGACGCCCGCGGAGAAGGCCGCAGCGGCCGCCCAAAACGCGGUCAACGCCGGCUUCAAGGCUUUUGAAGUUGUGCAAGGAAGGCCCUACACGCCGUUAAAGUCAAAGGCGGUCGAGGACGCAGUUAAACCGAUAGCCAACUCGGCCAUCAACAUCUACAAGGCGACUGAAAGUGCAGCCAAGGCCGCGCCGACCUUCACGCCCAAGCUCACGAAGACGCUGGAGCAGGCCUACAAGGACGCGCCGUCCGUCUCGGCGAAGCUCGGCCAGCAGGCCCAGACGGCCCUGUCGCGGAAAGCUCAGGAGACGCAGCGGGCCGCCCAGGAGGCGGCGAAGCGCGCGGCCGCGCGGGGCGGCCCCUACGCCCAGCAGCUGCAGGCCCGAGCGACCCAGGCCGCCGCGAAGCAAACCGAGCUCCUACGAAAGCAGGCCGCGGAGCAGGCCAAGGCCGCCGCCGCCGUCGCGUCGAAGCAGCCCGCCUUCCAGCAGGUCUCUAGAACGUACUCGUCCGUGGCACCGGCCGUCACCAAGGCCUACGCCACGGCCGCGCCCGUCAUCAAGAACACGGCCGUGAAGUACGCGGCGGUCCCGGCCGGCGAGGCCCUGCGCAAAGCGUCCCAGGAGCUCCAGAAGACCAAGGAGUACAAGACCUUCGCCGCGAAGCCCGAGGCCGCUAUUGGUGUUGGUACUUUCCUGUUUGCUACCGUGAUUGCUUUAGCCGCACCGAAGCCGGCGAAGAUCGUCGCGCCGCCGCCGCCGCCCGAGCCGGUUGUCGUGGUGGCACCUUCAAUCACGGCGAUCAAGGCGCUCGACGUCACCAAGGUCAAAUUACCCGAGGUCGACGUCUCCAAGGUCAAGCUGCCGGACGUCGACGUCGCCAAGAGUCUGGAAACAAUCAAGAAGAUCGACGUGAGCAAGGUCAAGGUCCCCGACGUUUCGACCAUCGACGUCUCCAAGGCCUCGGCCCAGUUAGGGGAUGCGGCCAAGAAGACGACCGCCGAGGCGUCCAAGACGAUCAGCAAGGCCGCGGCGGACGCGGGCCCGGCCAUCGGCGCGUUCACGGCCGACGUCGCCGUGCCUGCGUUGAAGUAUGGUGCUGAUGAAACUACGAAGGCGGCGUCGGCCGCGGCGUCGCAGGUCGCCGUCGAGGCGUCCAAAGUGGACUGGGCGGGCUUAGCUGAGGGUGCAUUAGAGCAGACGGUCGUGUUCCUCGUCUACGUGCCGGUCUUCGCGUACACGUUCGCCGCUUCCUUACCCGCCGAGGAGCAGUUCGUGCUGGGGCUCGUGGUGCUCCUCGUCGUGGGCUCGUUCGCGAAGCAGGACGACUGAAUCCCCUCCCUUCCCCGCGCGUUCGCGCGAUGGUCUACCGUACCCGGUGACGUGUUAAUUUGAUGAUCAAAGCAA
Pelagomonas calceolata is the source of this 2036-nucleotide messenger RNA. Lineage: Eukaryota; Pelagophyceae; Pelagomonadales; Pelagomonadaceae. The record is from the annotation of a GenBank genome assembly.